Messenger RNA from Daphnia carinata, 2112 nucleotides. RefSeq lists its product as uncharacterized. The record is from RefSeq and is a predicted model, not a curated record. The transcript is spliced from 6 exons. Lineage: Eukaryota; Metazoa; Arthropoda; Branchiopoda; Diplostraca; Daphniidae. Bases 1202 to 1651 code for a protein of 149 amino acids.
CACAGGGUCCGUCAUUUUGCUUCACCCUAGUUACAAAACUGACAACGGGUAUCCUGAAUUUGGACUUGUCCAUAAAAUGGCAAUCAAAGACAGCGCAUACUUUGCUGUAAUUCCAUGCAAAACAGUUUGUUUUGACGAUCAUUUCUAUUCAUUUAGAGUUGAAAAAUUAUCACAUCUUGAAGGCCUUGCUAUUGUAGAAUUUGAAACCCUGCCUGAUUGCGAGCCACUAUGGAUACUCCAAAAUUUCAAACAAUGCGAUACAACAAAUUUUGUUUCACCGAGGCACUGGGUUUGAAUUUUGCUUUAGUUCAAUUAAAUUUAAAAACAAAGAAUUUCAAAAUUUUUCGUCUUCCUCUAUUUUGUUUUUUUAAACUGUCCCUGCACUAACUGUACUAACUGGAGCCAAAACUCUGUUUCUAGAUUUUCUAAUGAUGUUUUUUUUUAGGGGAAGAUAUUGAUGGAGAAUGCCUUCUUUCAUUGACUGAAAAACAAAUCGAUGGCUUAAGUUUGUCCCUCGGCCACAAAAUCAAAUUGCAAAAACUUGUGAAAAAUCUUGUCGCCGAAAAUGCUUCUGCCUCAAUGAGGAACAAUGAAAUCAUUCCUGAAUUAUGUGACAAUGGCACGGUAAUCGAACUUCAAGGAAUUGACGACGUAACUCACGUAAAUAAAAGCAUUACCGACGCACAUGCAGAUCCUAUCAGCAAGUCUGAUGAUACAUUUCCAGUUAUUUCAAUUUUGAAGGAGUCGUCAGAAGGUAGAAAAAUUGUUAAAUCAUUUAUGGAUCGCAACGAAGCGUAUUUAGAAGUAGAUGAACGGAAAACGUUGGUACGAAUACUUGUGAGCCAUAUGUGCAUGCUUUCUGGGAAAGAAGAUUUAUAUCCACCGAGCAGCCUCAAAGAAGAACUUGCAAAGGCAAUUGUUAAAGCUUUUCCAUGUUUGGCUGUCCCUUGUUCUGACGGUUCUAGCCUGACGAACUAUACUCACUAUUUUAAUCCAAAAUUAACUAACGGUUUCAUCGAUACUCGUCUGAAAACUAUGCGGUCGAAGUCCGAAGUGUCAAGGAAAAUUAAAAAGUCUGGAAACCAAAGACUGCUGCUGCCCGGCUAAAAGGACGAAGUCCAAUCGCAGGCCUGACAACGAGCUUAAUGGUGAUAGAGACCCCGCUUUCAAUGGAGAUGAAGAUAUAUUCAAGAUUGGAUGGAUGAAGACACAUUUACCUGAACAGGGUUCUAAUGAAAACACAAUUCAAGAGCAUAUGGCGUCUACAUAUAACUACAGACAACAUCAAAUCUCUGUAGGUCAAUGGACCACUACGCAGAUACUUGCGGAGUAUCCUCGCUUCCGUGAUUGCCAAAAUUUGAUUUUCCGUGAUUUCCUACUGGCAUUCCCGAAGGCGGGACACUUUGAGGAGACUUUUAUUUUGGCGCAAGGACCAUUGGUAAUAAAAUAUGCCUUGAGAUCAAAUGUUCCCGUUCCAGACACGGAAGAUGAAUGCCUUAAACUAUUGGUUCUAGUAAUGCGACUGAUUCCAUCUUUAAAGAAGAUUCGCGUUGUUAGCCAGGAUUCAAUCAUUGAACGAGUGGUUUAUUUCAUCAAGGCUAAUGAAGACAUUUUAUCAAUUAUCGAGAAAAAGCCCCAUCUCAAGGAGUAACCUUUUAUGUGUUGUGUAGGUUCGCUGAGAAACCCAAUCUGUUUUAGCAUUGUCUGUGAAGGGGAAUUCAUAUCAAGCGGUACCAGCUCAAUUAAGGCGUUCAAGAACCUCUUCGCGUCGUUUCAUAUGUUUCGUAUUAAAUACCCUACACUCCUAAGCACAUUUUAUUAUUUUUUUUAUUCUUACGUUUUCAAUGUCCACCCUGGUAGAAUUCGUCCUUCAGUCGCAGAUUUUUUUACACAGUUAAAUGCAUAGAAAGUGGGCAUACAGAAAUUGAAAUAGCCUACACUUGAUCUCAUUAUAUGAUAAUUUUUCUGAAAAAGCAUGUUUCCCUAUAUGUUAAAUGUUUUGACUUAUCUAGAUAUGUUUAUGUAACUAACGUUCAAAGCGCAUUUAUGUAAAUUCAAAACUAUAUGUUUAGUAUUCUAAAUACCAAGAAGUUUCUCUAUUUUACAUGGUUC